This is a messenger RNA of Pelobates fuscus (common spadefoot toad), 3813 nucleotides long. RefSeq names its product potassium channel subfamily T member 2. Bases 89 to 3562 code for a protein of 1157 amino acids. The transcript has 29 exons. The record is from RefSeq and is a predicted model, not a curated record. Gene Ontology annotation, molecular function: outward rectifier potassium channel activity; intracellular sodium-activated potassium channel activity. Lineage: Eukaryota; Metazoa; Chordata; Amphibia; Anura; Pelobatidae. Gene Ontology annotation, biological process: potassium ion transmembrane transport. Gene Ontology annotation, cellular component: plasma membrane.
CAUGCUUUUACAACCGGCAGUUACUGUGCCAGCAUCCAUUACACUCCAGGGACAUUCACUCUCCUCCGCUACCCCAUGAAGAACAAGGAUGGUGGAUUUAGACAGUGAGGUUCCUCCACUGCCUCCUAGAUACAGAUUUAGGGAUUUGCUCCUAGGGGACCAAGGAUGGCAGAAUGAUGACAGGGUACAAGUGGAAUUUUAUGUGAAUGAAAAUUCUUUUAAAGAGAGGCUGAAGCUUUUUUUCAUCAAAAACCAAAGAUCAAGUCUUCGAAUACGACUCUUCAAUUUCUCCCUGAAGCUUCUCAGCUGCAUGCUGUAUAUUGUACGAGUCCUGCUUGAUCAUCCCUCUAACGAUACUAGUUGGUCUCAUAUAUUAUGGGUGAACAGAAGCUUACCUCUAUGGGGGCUGCAGGUUACAGUGGCAUUGAUUAGCCUAUUUGAAACCAUUCUGCUUAGUUACCUAAGUUACAAGGGAAACAUAUGGGAACAGAUCUUGAGAAUAUCAUUUAUUUUAGAAAUUAUCAACACAGUGCCGUUCAUCAUAACCAUAUUCUGGCCUCCAUUAAGGAACUUAUUUGUUCCUGUGUUUCUAAAUUGUUGGCUUGCUAAACAUGCUUUGGAAAACAUGAUUAAUGAUCUUCACAGAGCAAUUCAACGUACACAGUCUGCCAUGUUUAACCAAGUGUUAAUUUUAAUAUCAACUCUGCUUUGUCUUAUCUUCACCUGCAUCUGCGGAAUCCAACACUUGGAACGAGCUGGAAACCGUUUGUCACUCUUCGAUUCUCUGUACUUCUGUAUUGUGACCUUUUCAACAGUGGGAUUUGGGGAUGUGACCCCACAAAUCUGGCCAUCCAAACUUCUGGUAGUCAUCAUGAUCUGUGUAGCACUAGUUGUUCUUCCUAUCCAGUUUGAGCAGCUUGCCUACUUGUGGAUGGAGAGACAAAAGUCUGGUGGGAACUACAGCCGUCAUCGAGCACAAACAGAAAAACAUGUUGUCUUAUGUGUCAGCUCCUUAAAAAUUGACCUGCUAAUGGAUUUCUUAAAUGAGUUCUAUGCACAUCCAAGACUUCAGGAUUAUUAUGUUGUCAUAUUGUGUCCCACUGAGAUGGAUGUGCAAGUUAGACGUGUUCUUCAGAUCCCGAUGUGGUCACAGAGAGUCAUCUACCUGCAAGGUUCAGCCCUUAAGGACCAGGACCUCCUUAGAGCAAAGAUGGAUAAUGCUGAGGCUUGUUUCAUACUGAGCAGCAGAUGUGAAGUAGACAGAACAGCAGCUGAUCAUCAAACAAUAUUAAGAGCUUGGGCAGUAAAAGAUUUUGCUCCAAAUUGCCCCUUGUAUGUUCAAAUAUUGAAGCCUGAGAACAAAUUCCAUGUCAAAUUUGCAGAUCAUGUGGUAUGUGAAGAAGAAUUUAAAUAUGCAAUGCUUGCUCUAAACUGCAUAUGUCCAGCAACUUCAACGCUGAUUACAUUGCUGGUUCAUACCUCGAGAGGACAAGAAGGACAGCAAUCACCAGAGCAAUGGCAAAAGAUGUACGGUAGAUGUUCAGGAAACGAAGUCUACCAUAUAAAAAUGGAAGAAAGUAUCUUCUUUGCUGAAUAUGAAGGAAAGAGUUUUACUUAUGCAUCAUUCCACGCACAUAAAAAGAAGGGAUAUUUAUCUGACCUGACACAAUCCACAUCUCCUAGGUUUGGUGUAUGUUUAACUGGUGUCAGAAGAGAAGACAAUAAGAACAUCCUGCUGAACCCUGGACCAAGAUAUAUCAUGAACUCUACCGACACCUGCUUUUAUAUCCACAUCACAAAAGAAGAGAAUUCAGCAUUCAAACAGCAAGAACAUCUGGGAAACUUACACAAAUACAAAUCUACCUAUCAUGGACCAUCAAGGCUACCUGUGCACAGUAUCAUUGCCAGCAUGGGUACUGUAGCAAUAGAUUUGCAAGAGACCACCUGUCAAUCUUCCACUGGGCCAACACUUACUCUUCCUUCAGAAUGUAAUAAAGAAGGUAGAAGACCCAGCAUUGCCCCUGUACUAGAAUUGGCUGACAAUGCAUCUAUACAACCCUGUGAUCUUCUUUGUGACCAAUCAGAAGAUGAAACUAACCCUUUAGAUGAUGAAUGUUGCGAUGGUAAAGAGUAUGUCAAAGGAUAUCCUCCUAACUCCCCAUAUAUCGGAAGCUCUCCGACAUUUUGUCACUUGCUACAAGAAAAAGUGCACUUCUGUUGUCUACGAUUAGACAAGGGUUGCCAACAUAACUAUUUUGAAGAUGCAAAAGCCUAUGGAUUUAAAAAUAAAAUUAUCAUAGUGGCUGCAGAAACAGCAGGGAACGGAUUGUACAAUUUCAUAGUUCCACUCAGAGCAUACUACAGACCAAAGAGAGAGCUUAAUCCAAUCAUAUUGCUCCUGGACAACCAGCCAGAUAUGCAUUUUCUGGAUGCUAUAUGUUGGUUUCCAAUGGUCUACUACAUGGUGGGCUGUAUUGACAACCUAGAUGACUUGUUGAAAUGUGGAGUAACAUUUGCAGCCAACAUGGUCGUUGUAGACAAAGAAAGCACAAUGAGUGCCGAAGAAGAUUAUAUGGCCGAUGCCAAGACAAUAGUCAAUGUGCAAACACUUUUCAGGUUAUUUUCAAGCCUUAGCAUCAUUACAGAGCUGACACAUCCAGCCAACAUGAGAUUCAUGCAAUUCAGGGCCAAGGACUGUUAUUCAUUAGCUCUAUCUAAGCUGGAGAAGAGGGAGAGAGAACGGGGCUCUAAUCUGGCAUUUAUGUUCCGUCUGCCUUUUGCUGCAGGAAGAGUAUUUAGCAUAAGCAUGUUAGACACACUCCUAUACCAGUCAUUUGUGAAAGACUAUAUGAUCUCCAUCACAAGACUGUUGCUCGGACUGGACACCACUCCAGGAUCUGGGUUCCUUUGUUCUAUGAAAAUUACAGAAGAUGAUCUAUGGAUCAGAACAUAUGGGAGACUUUACCAAAAACUUUGUUCAUCAACUGGAGAUAUUCCAAUUGGAAUCUAUAGGACAGAAUGCCAGAAACUCACAACUUCUGAGUCUCGAGAAAUGGCUUCUCAAUCACAGAUUUCUAUCAGUGUCGAAGAAUGGGAAGACACAAGAGAGACCAAAGAGCAAACUACAAAUCGGAACAACCAUCGAAAUUCCACGUCCAGUGACCAGACAGAACAUCCUAUUCUGAGACGGAAGAGCAUGCAAUGGGCAAGGCGACUGAGCAGAAAAGUACCAAGACACUCAAAUAAGACAGCAGAAAGGAUAAGUCAGCAGCGAAUGACUCUUUGUCGAAGGUCCGAGAGGCAAGAAUUAGCAGAACUAGUAAAAAAUAGAAUGAAACAUUUGGGUCUUUCCACAGCAGGCUAUGAUGAAAUGAACGAUCAGCAGAACACACUGUCCUACAUCCUCAUCAAUCCUUCACCAGACACCAGACUGGAACUGAGUGAUGUUGUUUAUCUCAUCAGACCAGAUCCAUUGUCGUAUGUUCCAGCCAAUGCAUCCAGUCGGAAAAGCAGCUUCUGCAAUGCAGCAGGACAAGAUUCUAAGGAUGAAACACAGCUAUAAAACAUCAAGAUCUUCAUUGAUUAAAGAACUGAUUAGUGGCUUUGACAUCACCAUUAGCCAAUCAACCAUCAAAAAACCCUACAGCUUCUGCUGGAAAGUGCCAGCAAACGUGUCUUACUAGAGAGACUGGAUGGAAACAAUGACUCUAUCAAUAAACUGUCACCAGUAUUCCCGUAUACCCAUUCAUUGCUCAAAGAGGGUUAAUCUCUCAAUUCCUGAUAUUUUAUCCCAUAUUAUGGAUUGAACAAUGC